This is a messenger RNA of Pneumocystis murina B123, 1719 nucleotides long. Its product is annotated as thymidylate kinase. The record is from RefSeq and is a predicted model, not a curated record. The transcript is spliced from 3 exons. Gene Ontology annotation, molecular function: ATP binding; dTMP kinase activity. Bases 1 to 648 code for a protein of 215 amino acids. Lineage: Eukaryota; Fungi; Ascomycota; Pneumocystomycetes; Pneumocystales; Pneumocystaceae. Gene Ontology annotation, biological process: dUDP biosynthetic process; dTDP biosynthetic process; dTTP biosynthetic process. Gene Ontology annotation, cellular component: nucleus; cytoplasm; cytosol.
AUGGUAGAUAUUUCAAGGAAAAGAGGAGCUUUUAUUCUUAUAGAGGGGCCUGAUCAUAGUGGAAAAACAACUCAAUGUGAGCUUCUUGCUGAGGAAUUUUGUACAAAAAAUGUACCAGUAAAAAUCCAAAAAUUUCCAAAUAGAAGCACAGAAAUUGGGAAAAUCAUCGAUUUAUAUUUACGAGGAGAUUUAGAACUUGAAGAGCAUGCAAUUCAUCUUUUGUUUUCAGCAAAUCGUUGGGAAAUAAGCAAGAAAAUACGCAAUGAUCUUGAAAAUGGAAUUACAGUUAUUGUGGAUAGGUAUAUUUAUUCAGGAAUUGCUUUUUCUGUGGCAAAGGGAUUAAAUAUUGAGUGGUGUAGAAGCUCAGAUAAAGGAUUACCUCUACCAGAUGGUGUUAUUUAUCUAGAUAUUUGUGACAAGAUGGCGUCCUUACGACAUAACUAUGGUUUAGAACGAUUGGAAACUAAUACAAUACAAAAAAAAGUUCGAUCUAUAUUUAAAAAUAUGUUUGAAAAAAAUCAUAAUACAGGUUAUCCAUGGUAUUGGGUAGAUGCAUCAAACUCUAUUAUACAAGUAAAAAUAAAUGUCUGGAAUGCUGCACAAGAUAUUAUAAAUAAUUUGUCAGAUGAUAUUAAAGAAUUCAGCUAAAAUUAAUUAUAUUUGAUACUUUAAUAAUACAAAAAGAAAGACUUAUUUAUAUAAAUAUCUACAUUUUUAAUUAUCAAUAACUUUAUGUUUAGCUAUAUUCAUUUUUUCAUAAAAAUGUGAAUUUUUCUCAGAUGAAUAAUGGUUAUACAUAUCUACGAAAGAGUCUUUAUGUCCUUUAUACUCUAAAAUUGUAUCUAAUGGAAGAUUAAGGAUUUGCUUUAUAAGGUCUCUAGAUAAAAUUGGUUAAAUAUUUACAAAUAAGAUAAAUCAUACCGAAUUUUCAAAUUAAUUCUUCCAUUAUCAGAACUUCUAUUCCAAACGCUUAUAAGGUCUUCGGAAUUUCUAAUGCUAAGAACUAUACCACAUAAUUCAUCCCCAAUAUUCCAGAAUUGAUCACCAACAAUUGCCAUUACUAAUUGUUCCCAGUAACGGACAGCUAUUCCUUUACGAAGACGUAGGGUCCAUUUUCCACCGUCUUGAUUAGCUGGAUCUUCAAAUAUUGGCCUUAUUCCCUCUUUAAAUAAAUGCAAGUCUGAAAUAACAGGAAGUGUAUCAGGGCGUUUAAGAUAAGCAUAAAUUGACCAAAAUUCUUCAACCUUAUAUAUUCAGAAUCAAGAUAAACUGCUUAAAAAAACAUACUGAUGAAAAAGUUAUCAGCUUUUUCAAUGAAGAUUCGUAAUCUUUUAUUUUGCUUCCAAAUGCACGGUUCAUAUACCAAAAAGUAAAUGAAUGUUUCAACAUGUGCACUGGAGAUUGCACAUUAAUAUUGGCUUGUAUGUUGCGGCUCUGAGAAACAUCUGAUUUUUUAAACUGAUUUGUUUUUAAAAUUGGUGAUUCAUUAGAUGGUGUUACAUUAGAUGAUGUUAGAGAAAAAAAAAACUAAAAAAAUAUUUUCAGCAAAUAUUCAAAUAAAACAAAUGGUAGCAUCAUACGUCAGGCUCUUGGGGCAUAUUAAUUCCAUUAAUAAUUAACUAUUUUCAUAUUAAAUUAGGUUUUGAAAAAAAACUUUUUAUUCAACUUAUUUUUUUUAAAAAAAAAAAGAGAUUCCCCUCCGGAAAAACUUAUUAUAUU